AGGGAAGAAGAUGGGUGGCUCAACUAGAAUUGGUCGGCUCCGCUGAUCAUCGGCUCUCCGGCGCCACCUACUGUCGGGCUCCCUGCCCUCCGCCCUAUCAUUCCCGAUGGACAUCAGCCGCUGCUGCUCAUCACCAUUUCUCUCCUUUUUGCUUCCAAGGGUGGCCCUUUAAAGGGGUUAAAACCACAGAGCACUGAUUCCCAGAGAAGCCAAGAAAUUUGAAAAGGAGGAGGGGGGCGGACUGUAAAUACUGCAAAGUCCCUUCCUCCUCCAGCUCCCAGCUAAGCUUGUGCUGUGGAGCUAUUGUUGUGUUUUCCUUGCUGCAGACCUGAGGUGGGGAGGGCAUGCCCACAGAUGUAGUUUGUGGAUGAAAUUCAUUCUGCUAUACAAGUCUUAAAGGGGCAGGGGCACCAGUCACCUGUCUGAACAAUACUACCUCCAAUUGUAGUGGUGUUUCAUACAAUUAAAUGCACCUCCAUCUACGAGACCCUUGUGGAUUCUGCUGCUGGGGCUAGCCUGGGACAAGAAGCCAAGUAAACUUAGGAAGAAGAAACUCCCCCCCCCCAAAGCUUCUUGUUUGUGUGUGAGAGAGAGGCGAAUUGGAGUAAAGCCUUGGCCCUAGAAAAAUGGCUGCCGAGCAAGGGAUUCUGGGAGAUCUGGUUCCCCGGUUCCAAGCCGGGCUACAGCCAGGGGAGGAAAUGUUGCAGUGUGGACUCCUGAGCCCCAAACCGGAGGAAGAAUUGGAGGGGAAAAGUGAAAUGUCUCCCAGGAUCCCAACCGAACUUCCCCAGAGAAUGACGUCCCCGCACAUCAAAGAGGAAGCCGGCGAAGGUUUGGCACAGCCGUGGGAGCCUCGGUGGCAGCACUUCCCAAGGGAGCCGCGGCCCUUUCACACAAUCUGGGGGGGUGCGCCCUCCCCCUGGGGCCAUGCCGAAGCUUCGCCCUCUUCUUUCCAGGGGUCAGGUCAUGCUGGCGGCCGACCCGGAGGAGAGCGGGCGGCCCAGCCGUGGCCUGGCCCUGGCAGAGACGUUCAAGGGGCGCUAGUCGACGGUGAGGGAGCCUGCGGGAAAGUCAAGGAGAAGGCGUCCCUGGAUGAAGAGGCCGCCGACACGGAGAAGUGCCGCCAGCGGUUCCGACACUUUGGCUACCAGGAGGCCGAGGGCCCCCGCGAGGUCUGCAGCCGCCUCUGGUUCCUGUGCUACCAGUGGCUGAAGCCAGAGAGGCGCACCAAGGAGCAGAUCCUGGAGCUCCUGAUCCUGGAGCAGUUCCUGGCCGUCCUGCCGCCGGAAGUGCAGAGCUGGGUGAAGGAUCGCGACCCAGAGACUUGCGCCCAGGCGGUGGCCCUGGCAGAGGACUUCAUGCUGAGGCAGGAAGAGGAGCCCCUGGGGGCAGGCGGCGAAGUCCCCCAGCCUCUUGGAGCAGGAGAGAAGGGUUUUGGGGCGCUGUUGCCUUUGCAACACAUGGAGAAAGUGGUGUCUGGGCUUCUGGCGGAGGUCUGCCUGUAUUCUUCCAAAGCGAGAGGCACCUUCAAAACGGAUGAGCAGGAGAGCGGCAGAGAUGCUUCUUUGCAGGAUCUUCCAGCAGAUAAUUUGCCAGAGAGGGAGGCCUCGGCCGUUUUGCCCCAGGAAAACCCGAGGCAAGAGGAUCCGUUGCGAGACUGCGGGAGGGACUUUGGUGCCGGUUCGGACGUGGCUGAGCGUGAAGACUCGACCCCUGGCCUGAAGGCUCACAAAUGCUCCGAGUGUGGGAAACGGUUCCAUCAGAUUUCCCACCUUAACAGGCACCUGAGAAUCCACACCGGCGAGAAACCGUACAAGUGCCUGGACUGUGGGAAAAGUUUCACGCAGGGCUCUUGCCUGCUGGGUCACCAGAGGAUCCACACGGGCGAGAAAGCGUAUUCAUGCUCGUACUGCGACAAAAGCUUUAUUUGGAGCUCAGGGCUCCACCAGCACGAGAAGAUCCAUCUGGGCGAGAAACCUUACAAGUGCUUGGAGUGCGGGAAGAGCUUCCACCGGAGCUCCGCUCUCACCGACCACGUGAGGUCCCACACUGGGGAGAAGCCGUACACCUGCUCCGACUGCGGGAAAGGCUUCAGCCAGCACUCCAACCUCAUUGUGCACCGGCGGGUCCACACUGGGGAGAAGCCGUACACCUGCUCUGUUUGCGGGAAAAGCUUCACCCGCACGGCGUUGCUCAUGGCGCACCUCAGGAUCCACACAGGAGAAAAACCCUACAAAUGCUUGAUCUGCGAGAGGAGCUUCAGGGAGAGGCCAGCUCUUACGAAACAUAAGAAGGUCCACAUGAGAGAGAAUUUGUAGCGCGUCUGGACGUUUGGAGAAACCUCUGUGUUGGCUCUCCUUUCUGGGCAUAAAGUAGCUUUUUGCAUCCCUCGGCCGUUUCACACACGGCCACACCAUCAAGUUAAAAGUGGUCUUACACCGCUUGAACAGCCGCGGAUUCCCUCAAAGAAUCCAGGGAACUGUAGUUUGUUAAGGGUGCAGGGAGUUGAAGCUCGGUGCCGGGAGUUGUUAGCUGUGUCCUGACACUCUCAGCACCCCAUAACAAGCCGCAGUUCCCAGGAUUCCUUGGAGGAAGCAGUGUAAGAGAGUUUUAAAUGGGUGGUGUGGAAUGUGACCUUAGAAACGGCUGAUAGGUCAGAGCUGCUGUGAUGUCAUGGAAUGGUUUCUGAUCAGUCGGGGAACUGUCACUAAUUGUACUUUGAUAAGAGUGAAGGGAAGGGAAGAGUAAGGCCAACAUAACUAGGUGGGGAAAACCAAGAAACCAUCGGAUGCUGGAAAAGAAGUUUUUGAGAGUUGUUUGUUGUUGUUUCGGGGGUAGGGGUGGGGCUUGAGGGGUGAAGAGCCAAAAUGUGAGUGAAGCCAAACAUGUGAUGUCUGAACACUGAAUUUCACAUAAUAGCUUUCAGCUCACCAGCUGCAUCUUAAUCUGUGGGUGCCAUGUACAAAAUAUUUGACAGAAAGUGGUACCCAGCAAACUCGCACGCUGAAGAGAACAACCUCCUGGUGUUGGAAAUCCCAGUGCAGAAGAGGCUGGCCUGCUCCUGAGUCCUUCUUGCCUGUUUUUUCCAUUUACAGGGUUUUUCUUCCCUACUGAUUAUUUCCAGUGUUACAAUUCUAUCCAAACUCAGGGACUCUGAAGAGCUGCUCAGAAACACCUGUCACACAAAAUAAAGUUGGGAGUGGUUGGU
This is a messenger RNA of Podarcis muralis (Common wall lizard), 3208 nucleotides long. The record is from RefSeq and is a predicted model, not a curated record. Lineage: Eukaryota; Metazoa; Chordata; Lepidosauria; Squamata; Lacertidae.